AUGUCGCAACAACGAAGCUACACGACCGUCGCCGAGGGUGGCAUCCCCCCCGCCGUCCCCGCCGUCCUAGACCUCGUAGGGGCCUCCGAGCAGUCUCACCCUUCCACCUCUGUCGCCCGUGAUGCGAGGAUCUCCUCUGUCCCCCUCGAGCAGUCCCCAGCGAUCCCUCUGCCUCUUCCUCAUGAUGAGAGCGAAAGCCCGGUCGACUGGCCAGUCGAGAUGAGGGGCGUGCCAGAUUACCGACCGCUGGAUCGGAACGUGGAUUAUGCGUCCAGGCCGAUGGGACAGAACAAUAUCGAGUAUACGUUCUUGCUGUUCAUGUUCACCGGCGUCAGGAUCACGGGGUUGGCGAACAAGGCUUGGCGGAACACGGUUGGCAGGAUCACGGAUGACGUGUUCAAGUACAAGGUCGGGGGACAGUGGUAG
This is a messenger RNA of Filobasidium floriforme, 426 nucleotides long. RefSeq lists its product as uncharacterized. The transcript has 2 exons. The coding region runs from base 1 to 426 and encodes 141 amino acids. NCBI's taxonomy places the organism in Eukaryota, Fungi, Basidiomycota, Tremellomycetes, Filobasidiales, Filobasidiaceae. The record is from RefSeq and is a predicted model, not a curated record.